CUUGCAAUCCUAGCCGCGACGAUAUGCGGCCACAGUCGUGACACGUAGCAGCUAGGGUUUAUGCGCGAUGGCCAAGUCGUGCAAAGGGCUCGCCAGGGAGCUCGUCAAGUGCUUGGGCGAGUCUGUGUGCUACCAGGAGGAGAAGCGAUCGUUGCGGGAUUGCGCCGGGGAGCAUCCUCCCAAGAUCGCUCCUGCCUGUGUGGGUUUGCGAGAAACUUACGCCAAAUGCAAGCGCGGCCAGGUGGACAUGAGAACUCGCAUUCAAGGAAACAAAGGCUACUAGAAGAAGCCCUGAUGUCUUAGAAAUACGAAGGAAACUUGGCCGAAGAACGGUAUAUUCCAUCCCCAGAUCCAACGGCUGUGUUUAAAUGCUCCCUUGA
Messenger RNA from Selaginella moellendorffii, 380 nucleotides. RefSeq names its product mitochondrial protein pet191 homolog. Gene Ontology annotation, cellular component: mitochondrion. The record is from RefSeq and is a predicted model, not a curated record. The transcript is spliced from 3 exons. The coding region runs from base 68 to 283 and encodes 71 amino acids. Lineage: Eukaryota; Viridiplantae; Streptophyta; Lycopodiopsida; Selaginellales; Selaginellaceae. Gene Ontology annotation, biological process: mitochondrial respiratory chain complex IV assembly.